Molecule: messenger RNA, 464 nt
Organism: Drosophila kikkawai
Lineage: Eukaryota; Metazoa; Arthropoda; Insecta; Diptera; Drosophilidae
Product: chymotrypsin inhibitor SCI-II
Molecular function (GO): serine-type endopeptidase inhibitor activity
Source: RefSeq, a predicted model, not a curated record
UUUGUUUCGGUCAAACGGUCACUCAGUCGUUGUGCCAGAGGUCUCUUAAUAAAAUCAAUAUAAAAUCAAUAUAUAGACAAUACAUAAACAUAAAAAUUCAAUAUGAAAUACUUUGCUGUCUUUGCUCUUCUCUGCUGCCUGAUGGGCGCUGCUUUGGCAGAGCUCAAGAGUCCCAUCUGUGGUGAGGAGUUUGGAAGUAUGGGAGUAUGCCGUGGCCGGAUCCAGAAAUUUACCUACAGACGGGACACCAACGAGUGCGUUGAUUUCUUUUAUUCAGGUUGCCAUGGAAACUCCAAUAAAUUCGACACCAAGAAGGCAUGCGAGCAGGCCUGCAAAUUGUAAAAUAAAUACAAAAUAAUCAAAAACUAUAAAAAACUAAAAUUAAAAAAUUAAUUUAAAAAAUAAUACAAAAUUUACUUUGUUAUAAAUAAAAUACCAAGUUGGUUUUUGUUAUUCUAAUGUGA